Messenger RNA from Melanaphis sacchari, 2190 nucleotides. RefSeq names its product E3 ubiquitin-protein ligase COP1-like. Gene Ontology annotation, molecular function: metalloaminopeptidase activity; ubiquitin protein ligase activity; manganese ion binding. The transcript is spliced from 11 exons. The coding region runs from base 530 to 2095 and encodes 521 amino acids. The record is from RefSeq and is a predicted model, not a curated record. Gene Ontology annotation, biological process: proteasome-mediated ubiquitin-dependent protein catabolic process. Gene Ontology annotation, cellular component: cytoplasm. NCBI's taxonomy places the organism in Eukaryota, Metazoa, Arthropoda, Insecta, Hemiptera, Aphididae.
AUACGGUUGGAUAAAUCCUGCGGUUAUCACGAUCGUCGAUUUUUUUUUUCCACUCUCGCUCGCUCACUCGCUCUCUCUCUAACCCGCUCAGUCACAGUGUUUUGAGGGCUUUUUUAUUUUACUUUUACUCGCCGCCGUCCGCGUUGCGCCCCGCCGACUUCGAAACGCAAAAGUUUUUAACGACGUCCUCUCACGUCGACCACCAGACAGCAAGCGACUUCCGACGGAUAACGAUUUUCCGGUCAAUCGGUCCGCGUCUACGGAGCUUGCAAGAACCGAGUGGAAAGAGACAGAGAUAGUGCGUCCUCGCGAACUACUAUCUCCGUCCCGUCGGCUGCUGCUGAUAUAGAUUUUUAUUAUUAUUUCGUCUAUCUGGUUGCGAUCACGUUAUACACCGUUUCGACGAUCAGCUGCGUAUCUAUCUUGUUCGCCGUUGCACGACCAUUCCAGCUCCUGUCCGGCUCCAUUUCAGCAGCAUCCGGCCCGUCUGAAUGCGCCGUUCGAGUGUUCCGGCGUCGUACUAACAACCAUGUACUUACGUGCAUCAACGUCGCUCUCACGUAUCACCGCCAUCGCCAACCGUAGUUCGCCGGCGGUUGUCAAACGUAGAGAUUACAGCGACAACGUCGACAGUGCAAAGAGAGGUCUCGUCGUUGGUGUUUACAUUGACGAUUCUGAAAAUAACGUGAAACUCACACCAGCAGCUGACCAAAUAAAUCAAGAAAGUGGUGGCACAAUUUUAAAAGCAUUAAAAAUAGGAAAAGAGUUUAUGAAAAAAGGAAAAUCUCGGUUAUUUUUUAAUUCUAAUCUUAAGUAUGGAACAAUUGCUGUAGUGGGAAUUGGUAAAGAAGAAUUAGAUGAUAAAGAAAAUGGUGAUGGCAUUAAUGCUAAAAAAGAAAAUAUACGCAUCGCAACAGCUAAUGGUUGUCGUAGUCUUGUAGAUUGUGGUAUCAAAGAUAUAUUUGUGUCCGCUAUGGGUGAUUCAGAAAGUGCUGCAGAAGGUUCUACUCUAGGAACUUGGAAAUUUCAAGAAUAUAAAAACAAAAAAGACAUAAUUCCAAAAAUAUCGUUAUUUGAAGAUAUGUCAAGUAGCGACGGAUGGAGUCAGGGAAUAAUUAAAUCCAAUGCUCAAAAUUGGUCAAGGAAGCUUACUGAAUCUGCUCCUAACCAUAUGACUCCAAUCAUGUUCUCUAAAGAAGUUCAAGAAGUACUUGGAAAACAUAAUGUUAAUGUAAUAGUGCGGGACAAAUGUUGGGCUGAAGAAAAAAAAAUGGGAGGCCUGUUAAAUGUGGCCAAAGGCAGUAUACAACCUUUAUCAUUUUUGGAAAUUAAUUAUUCGGGUGGACCCAUUAACGACAGACCUAUAGUUUUAGUUGGCAAAGGUGUGACUUUUGACAGUGGAGGCAUUUCAAUCAAACCAUCAGCAGCUAUGGGUGAAAUGCGAGCUGAUAUGAUGGGUGCUGCAAAUGUAGUAGCUGCCAUCUCUGCAAUAGCAGAACUAAAACUUCCAGUCAAUGUAAUUGGUCUAACUCCAUUAUGUGAAAAUAUGCCUAGCAGUAGUGCAGUAAAGCCUGGAGAUGUUAUUGUUGCCAUGAACGGGAAAUCUAUACAAGUAGACAAUACAGAUGCUGAAGGUAGACUAAUACUUGCAGAUGCUCUUUGUUAUGCAGCUACAUUUAGGCCAAAAAUCACUAUAGAUCUUGCUACUUUAACAGGUGCUAUGAUGGUUGCAAUUGGGGGAGCUGCUACUGGAGUAUUUAGUUCAUCUGACAUACCGUGGGCUGCCAUACAGUCAGCUGGCUUCUAUACAGGUGACAGAAUGUGGCGAUUUCCUUUGUGGAACUAUUAUUCUUCAUUAUUAAAAGGUUAUUCUGGUUUUGAUUUAGACAAUAUUGGGAAAGGAAAAGGUGGUGGUGCUUGUACAGCAGCAGCAUUCUUAAAGGAAUUCGCUCCUCCAGGCGAUUGGAUUCAUAUGGACAUCGCUGGAGUAAUGAAAUCAAAUGGAGAAGAUGGUUUAUAUAUAUCCAGUGGCAUGUCUGGUAAACCAACCCGAGCAUUAGUACAGUUCAUUUCAAAUUUCUCUCAAAAAAAUUAACUUUGUAUCCUACACUUAUACUUUCUGCUGAAGUUAUCACAAUGGUUAUAACAGUUUUUAGUUAUAUUUUGCAAUAAAGCUAAUUAUUAAAUUAC